CAGUUCACACUGCAACUUGCAGUAAAACAGACGUUUAAUUUCCAAUUCGGUUGAGUUGUAUCAAGCUUUUGAAAAAUUUAGCUGCGAUAAAGUGUAUUACAAGAGGCAGCCAGCAAUUACGUAAAAGAUGAACCCACGAUGGCUACUACUCUGUCUAGCGGCAUUGCUGAUGCCCAUCACGUCAACUGCUUUCAAUAUUCUCUUUAUGGGUCCUUUCCCAGCGCCCAGUCACUGGAUGUGGUUAGAACACUUUCUGCGCGAUCUGCUGCAGCGUGGUCACCAUGUAACGGCGCUCACAAAUCAUCGCGCAAAAUAUGUACAUCCGAAUUUGACAGAGAUCAUCAUCGAUCCGCAAUUCAAUAUACCGCAUUAUUUUCCCAAAGAGAAUAUAUUCAAAAUGCGUUACUCCAGCGAUUUUCAAAACUUACAGAUGUGGUUCCAUGUUGGCUUGCUCACCAGCGAAUAUGCGCUCAACGAUCCCAAGGUGAAAGCACUGAUCGCCAGUACUGAUCGGCAUUUCGAUCUAAUCAUUUUGGAGCAAUUCUUCCAUGAGAGUUUUCUGAUGUUUGCGCACAAAUUUAAAUGUCCUGUUGUGACGUUGGGCACUAUGGGUUAUGCGGACAAUAUGGAUCAUACGAUGGGCUUACUCACACCUUGGUCUUUUAUACCACAUCUAUUACUCUCACAUACUGAUCAGAUGACCUUCACGCAACGUGCUUACAAUACGUAUCUAUCAUUGUACGACGCUGUGAUGAGACGCUGGUAUUAUAUGCCUAAAAUGCAGGAGAUGGCCGAGCGGCAUUUCGCAGGACUGGUAGAGGGUCCAUUGCCACAUGUGCGACAAUUGGAGAAAAAUAUUUCGUUGAUGUUGAUCAAUAGUCAUCGUAGUUUGGAUGUGCCGCGUCCCAGCAUGCCCGGACUCGUAAAUGUCGGUGGUGUACAUAUAAAAACACCCAAGCCACUGCCACACGAUUUACAGACUUAUCUGGACAACUCUACCCACGGUGUGGUGUACUUCAGUCUCGGUUCUUAUAUGAAGAGUAUAGAUAUGCCUAAGGAAAAAAUCAACUUGAUACUCAACGCCUUCAGUCAGCUGAAACAGAAUGUUUUGUGGAAAUUCGAGAAUUCUUCUAUUGGUCAUCUGCCGCCGAAUGUGAAAAUCCAGAGCUGGUUGCCACAAAACGAUAUACUGGCACACCCAAAUAUCAAGGUGUUCAUCACGCAUGGUGGCAUCUUUGGCACGCAAGAGGGCAUCCACUGGGGUGUGCCGAUGUUGAGCAUACCGCUUUAUGGCGAUCAACACCGGAACACGAUCAAAUCGGUGCGUGCUGGCUAUGCGCGCACUUUGAACUUCGGUCAAAUGUCGAGCGAAGAUCUGCUACAGAAUAUACGAUUGCUCAUCAGUGAUGGCAGUUAUAAGCAGAAGGCGCUGGAAGCAUCGCGCAAAUUUAGAGAUAAUCCAAUGCAUCCUUUGGACGAGGCUUCAUUCUGGAUCGAAUAUAUUGCGAGGCACAAGGGUGCGCCACAUUUGAAAUCUUACGGCGCUUAUAUGCCACUGUAUCAGUACUUGUUGUUGGAUGUGUUUGGUUGCGCGCUAUUGGUAGCUUUCUUAGCGAUUUGGUUCCCGUUGAAAGUUCUCAAAUUUUUGGGAAGUUUGUUGAGGCGAAAAGAGCCUGAAGAGUCACAUAAAAAGCGUCAGUAGAGCUGUGAUCAAAGUUUUUCUAUGAAAAAUAAUAUUAGUUUUAGAAAAUUUAGUUUUACAUGUAAAAAUACGAAUUAAUUAUAAGUUGGAGAAAUUUUAUUAAACAAAAAAUGAUGUUAUCGACA
Messenger RNA from Bactrocera latifrons, 1827 nucleotides. RefSeq names its product UDP-glucuronosyltransferase 2B13-like. Gene Ontology annotation, molecular function: UDP-glycosyltransferase activity. NCBI's taxonomy places the organism in Eukaryota, Metazoa, Arthropoda, Insecta, Diptera, Tephritidae. The record is from RefSeq and is a predicted model, not a curated record. The transcript has 4 exons. The coding region runs from base 128 to 1702 and encodes 524 amino acids.